Messenger RNA from Yarrowia lipolytica CLIB122, 1071 nucleotides. RefSeq lists its product as uncharacterized. The record is from RefSeq and is a predicted model, not a curated record. Lineage: Eukaryota; Fungi; Ascomycota; Dipodascomycetes; Dipodascales.
AUGGGGGGAGAUCCAGGAACAGCAACUCCACGUACUUUUUACACUCACAAAAACACAAUGGCUCCAACAGUCACCUUUUUCCACUACAAUGAGUCGCCCGUGGCCAACCGAACCCGGAUUUUCCUCAACUUCAAGAAGAUUCCCUAUGUUUCCCUUCUUCAACGACUAGUGCUACCUCGACCCGACCUUCAGAAGCUGGGUAUCAACUACCGACGAAUUCCUCUGUGUGCCAUUGGAUCCGAUGUGGUUGUCGAGGCCUCUCUCAUCAUGAGCGAGCUGGAGACCCACUUCUUCCCUGCUCCCGAGUACUUCAACGCCAAUCUGGUCACCGAGGGAGUGUUCAAGACCACCAACGACCAGGUGGCCAUGACUCGAUUCGGACUGGCCGUGACCAACCUAUUCCCUCCCGAGUUUUCAGCCGCCGCCAUGCCCGAGUUUGCCAAGGAUCGAGAAGACUUUCUGUCAGCCAAGAUCGGAGGAAACGUGGACGAGACGAUCAAGAACCAGGCCAAGAUUGAGAUGCAGCAACUGGCCGACACCAUUGAGAACUUUCAUCUCCGAGACGGCCGAGACUAUCUUCUGGGUAGUGAAUUUUCGGCUGCCGACGCCGAGUACGCCUGGAUCCCUCUCUUCCUCAUCUUCAUUGGAGGCCUUGAGCAGGCCGGAGUGACUGCCGAGGCAUUCCCAAAGUUCUUUGCUUGGAUCGAUCGAGUCCAGGACAAGGUUGAGGACCUCAAGGACUCCAACCCCAACAUCACCGAGGAGCCCCACAACGAGGCCGUGGCCAGAAUCAUCAAGGGAGGUAACGCUGGCGACUUCCCUCUGUCCAAGCUGCUGAAGCACGACGAGAACAACAUUCUUGGAAUCAAGCAGGGUGAGGUUGUGAGCGUGGUUCCUCUUGACACCGGUAAGAACCACCCCACCAAGGGCUCUGUUGUCGGGAUUGACCGAUACAAGAUUGUCAUCGAGGUGCCUUCUCCUGGCAGUGAAAAGGACGGUAUCGAGAGUGGAAAGGUCAGAGUACACUUCCCUCUCAAGGGAUACAAGGUCCAGAAGGAAAGCAAGCUUUAG